This is a messenger RNA of Iphiclides podalirius (scarce swallowtail), 1947 nucleotides long. Lineage: Eukaryota; Metazoa; Arthropoda; Insecta; Lepidoptera; Papilionidae. The record is from the annotation of a GenBank genome assembly.
AUGGCUCAGUGUUGCGUGCGCGGAACUGGCGUCCGAAUCGUGCGCCAUACACUGAAACGAUUUUCGAGCGGCUUUACGCAGCCGUCGAAAUUGCGCGUGCUUCCGCUAAAUGUAAUGCGUUAUCUGUCCAAAGACAGCUACGAGAGUUUCAUUAUGGAAUGUGACAAUGAUUUUGAGAAAUGGCGUCACUCAACACCAAAUUUUUACGCCGCCCAAUCAAUAGAUAUGAGACCCUACUCUUUCGUGCACAACCUCGAUCCAAUAUCAGUCCGCGAAGGAUGCCACAAAAAUGCCGACGACGUAUUAUUUGAUAUGUUCAAAAAUGACGAGACGGGCCUACUCCCCGUUGGAAAAUUUUUGGCCGCUCUUAGAACAACUGGAAUUCGCAAAAAUGAUCCUCGUGUCAAAGAGGUUAUGCACAAUUUAUAUAAAGUUCAUAAGGAGUCCAACUUUGAAGGGGGAUCUCCAGAAACAUUAAAAUUGGAUAGAAAAACAUUUAAAGAAGUGAUUGCACCUAAUAUUGUUUUGAUUACACGUGCAUUCCGUAGUCAGUUUGUCAUACCUGACUUCCAAGACUUUAUAAAGGACGUAGAAGAAAUUUAUUGGGCUGCUAAAAGUAAUACAGAUGGAAAGGUUGCAAGUUACAUUCCGCAGUUGGCUAGGGCGUCAUCGGAAAACUGGGGUGUGAGUGUAUGCACGAUUGAUGGACAACGAUUUUCAAUCGGGGACGUGACUGUACCGUUUACAUUGCAAUCGUGCAGCAAACCCCUAACAUACGCCAUGGCACUCGAAACUCUGGGCCCUGACGUAGUCCACAAGUACGUUGGUACAGAGCCAAGCGGCCGAAACUUCAAUGAACUCGUAUUAGAUUACAAUAUGAAACCUCACAACCCUAUGAUCAAUGCGGGCGCUAUUUUGGUUUGCGCUUUACUGAAAACGCUGGACAAACCGGAAAUGACACUGGCCGAAAAGUUUGACUACGUUAUGUCCUUCUUCAGUCGACUAGCCGGUCAUGAAGUUUUAGGUUUCAAUAACGCUGUGUUUUUGUCGGAGAGAGAGGCUGCUGACCGAAACUACGCUCUGGGUUUUUACAUGCGCGAGCAUAAAUGCUACCCGGACAAGACAAAUCUCCGAGAGUGCAUGGACUUUUACUUUCAGUGUUGCUCAAUGGAAGCCAACUGUGACAUAAUGUCAAUUAUGGCGGCGACUUUGGCAAACGGUGGUAUUUGUCCAAUUACUGACGAGAAGGUAUUGAGACCGGAUUCCGUACGGAAUGUUUUGUCACUGAUGCAUAGCUGCGGCAUGUACGAUUACUCCGGGCAGUUCGCAUUCAAAGUCGGACUUCCGGCAAAAUCUGGCGUAUCCGGAGCUAUGCUUAUCGUGGUGCCAAACGUCAUGGGAAUAUGCACUUGGUCUCCGCCAUUAGAUCCGCUGGGGAACAGUUGCAGAGGGCUCCAGUUUUGUGAGGAUCUCAUUAUGCGUUUCAACUUCCAUAAGUAUGACAACAUCCGUUAUGCCAGUCAUAAAAAAGACCCACGUCGCUACAAAUUCGAGUCCACCGGACUGAGUAUUGUAAAUCUACUUUUCUCUGCCGCUAGUGGAGACCUUAGCGCUUUGAGAAGACACCAUCUCUCCGGCAUGGACAUGACGCUGGCGGAUUACGAUGGUCGUACGGCGCUCCAUCUGGCGGCAGCGGAGGGUCAUUUGUCAUGCGUCGAUUUCUUACUCGCCCAAUGCUCUGUACCACACGAUCCAAGAGACCGAUGGGGUAGCCGCCCUCUGAAUGAGGCGGAGACCUUCGGCCAUACUGCUGUAGUGCAAUACUUAAAGGAAUGGGAGCGUGCUCAUCCCAAAGGGCAAAAUGAACCUGCAGACAAAUCCGAGUCGACCGUAGACGCAAUUCUUGAAGUCAAACCAGACGCGAACGACGCUGUUAAGGAUCCAAGU